AUGGAAAACAGUGCUUCUCCUGAACAGAAUCAAAAUCACUGCUCAGCCAUCAACAACAGCAUCCCGCUGAUGCAGGGCAACCUCCCCACACUGACUUUAUCUGGAAAGAUCCGAGUGACCGUUACUUUCUUCCUUUUCCUACUCUCCACAACCUUUAACGCUUCUUUCUUGUUGAAACUCCAGAAGUGGACUCAGAAGAAAGAGAAAGGGAAGAAGCUUUCAAGAAUGAAGGUGCUUCUAAAACAUCUGACUUCAGCCAACCUGUUGGAGACUCUGAUUGUCAUGCCACUGGAUGGAAUGUGGAAUAUCACAGUCCAGUGGUAUGGGGGAGAGUUCCUCUGCAAAGUCCUCAGCUAUCUGAAGCUUUUCUCCAUGUAUGCCCCAGCCUUCAUGAUGGUGGUGAUCAGCCUGGACCGCUCCUUGGCCAUCACAAGGCCCCUUGCUGUGAAAAGCAACAAGCUCGAACAGUCCAUGAUUGCCCUUGCCUGGAUCCUCAGUAGUGUCUUUGCCGGACCACAGUUAUACAUCUUUAGGAUGAUCCACCUCGCAAAUGGAUAUGGGCAGACAGAAGUUUUCUCUCAAUGCGUAACACACUGCAGUUUUCCACAAUGGUGGCAACAAGCCUUUUAUAACUUCUUCACCUUCAGCUGCCUCUUCCUUAUCCCACUCCUCAUCAUGCUGAUCUGCAAUGCAAAAAUCAUCUUCACUCUGACACAGGUCCUUCAUCAGGAUCACCACAAACUACAACUGAAUCAAUCCAAAAACAAUAUACCAAGAGCACGGCUGAGGACCCUAAAGAUGACAGUUGCAUUUGCCACUUCAUUUAUUGUUUGCUGGACUCCCUACUAUGUCCUAGGAAUCUGGUAUUGGUUUGAUCCUGAAAUGUUAAACAAGGUGUCUGAUCCAGUUAAUCACUUCUUCUUUCUCUUUGCCUUUUUAAAUCCAUGCUUUGACCCACUUAUAUAUGGGUAUUUCUCUCUGUAA
This is a messenger RNA of Lepus europaeus (European hare), 984 nucleotides long. RefSeq names its product gonadotropin releasing hormone receptor (gene GNRHR). Gene Ontology annotation, biological process: G protein-coupled receptor signaling pathway. The record is from RefSeq and is a predicted model, not a curated record. Lineage: Eukaryota; Metazoa; Chordata; Mammalia; Lagomorpha; Leporidae. Gene Ontology annotation, cellular component: membrane. The coding region runs from base 1 to 984 and encodes 327 amino acids. The transcript is spliced from 3 exons. Gene Ontology annotation, molecular function: gonadotropin-releasing hormone receptor activity; peptide binding.